Molecule: messenger RNA, 2117 nt
Organism: Culicoides brevitarsis
Lineage: Eukaryota; Metazoa; Arthropoda; Insecta; Diptera; Ceratopogonidae
Gene: Pus7
Product: pseudouridylate synthase 7 homolog
Exons: 2
Coding region: 44-1969 (641 amino acids)
Biological process (GO): pseudouridine synthesis
Cellular component (GO): nucleus
Molecular function (GO): RNA binding; pseudouridine synthase activity
Source: RefSeq, a predicted model, not a curated record
GUCAAAAAUCGCACGCUUUCAAACCAAAAAUCCUCCAAAAAUAAUGGGUCGCGGCAAGUUUCACAACAGUAACAAGCGAAAAUUCGACAAAAACCGGGAUCAAAAAGGUCAGGGCUACAAAUUCCAAGACAAUAAUGAACCUUCAACAGGCUCAUAUGGCAGCCUCAAAGAAUCCGCUGUCGGCAUCGAAUCCUACACAACAUCCCUCGAAAACCGCUUUUCCGGCGCCAUCAAACAGAGAUUCUCCGAUUUUCACGUCAACGAAAUCGAUUUAGACGGGAUCGAAGUACGUUUAACUGACAAAACCCUCCCGGAAGAGCCAAAAAUCGACUUUAGCGACGUCAAAGAGUGUUCCUUGAUCGACGAAGGGCUCGUCACGCUCCAACAAUUUGAUGAAAUCAAGGAAAUUGUCUCGGGAGAGGAUUUCGAGCGUAAAGUUUUGAUCGAUGUGACACUUUUGGACAAGGAGAAACGUGGUUUGAUCCAUCAAACGUUGAAAAAAGUCUUCAAACACGACAUUUUGGCAGGAACUAAAACCGGGGAUGAUGAAAAAAAGUUCAUUGAGGUCAGAAAAUUCAAUUCUAAGAACCGGGAUCGCAAAGAUUGGCUCUGGCCUGAGGAAUAUUUGACGUUUGUCAUGUACAAGGAGAAUGUUGACACAGUUCAAGCUAUAAAUGCACUUGCUACAAAGUCGGGGUUGAAGCCAAAUUUGUUCGCAUAUGCUGGCACGAAGGAUCGGAGAGCUAAAACGAGUCAAAAAGUUUGUGUUCGACGCACGGAGCCACAAAAAAUCGCAAAUGCAGCGAAAUAUUGUCACAAUAUUCAUGUCGGAAACUUCAAAUUCGUCAAGGAAACGUUGAAAUUGGGACAAUUAAAGGGAAAUCGCUUCCGAAUUGUGCUGCGAGACGUCACGGCGGAAGAUGAAGUCAUCGCCGCAACCAUGAACGAGUUCCAAAACAACGGAUUUGUCAAUUAUUUCGGCUUGCAACGCUUCGGGAACUUUGCUACGAUCCCAACAUACGAAAUUGGGAAGGCUCUGUUGAAGCAACAAUGGAAAUUGGCAUGUGAAUUGAUCAUGAAACCGCGUGAUGGGGACCCCAGCGACAUCAAAGCGAUGCGGGAACAUUGGUGGGCGACACGAGAUUCGAAAGCGGCACGAAAAAUGUUGCGAUUUUCAUCGACAAUGGUCGAAGCUCGGCUGUUAGAUGGCUUUUGUAAGACCGGAGAGACGGAUUUUUUGGGCGCUUUAACAAACAUCCCGCGAAAUAUGCGACUUUUGUAUGCCCACAGCUAUCAGAGCUUCAUUUGGAACCAAGUAGUAACGCGACGCGUCAAAGAAAUGGGCCUCAAACUAUGCGUGGGUGACUUAAUUUUCGCCGAAAAUGCCGUCGAAGCGCCGCUCGAAGCAGAAAUCGACGAAAAUGAGCCGGAAAUUGAACCGGAAUUCCCUGUUGAUGAGUCAAUUUACAAAAAAAUGGUCCGCCCGUUGACGGAAGAAGACAUCAAAUCCGGAAAAUUUUCAAUUUUUGACAUUGUAGCGCCUUUGCCAGGACAUGACGUGACAUAUCCAAGCAAUGAAAUGGGUGAAUGGUAUAAGGAAUUGCUCGCGGCGGAUAAUUUAUCGUCAGAAGCGUUGAAACAACCAAAGAGAAAAGUUUAUUCUCUGACGGGAUCUUAUCGGAAAAUGUUUGUAAAGGCCCAAAAUUUUAGCUGGAAGGUGCAAAAGUAUGAAAAUCCGACAGAAAAUUUAAUUUUAUCCGAUCUUGAAGUGCUUCGAGGGGAGAAACUCGAAGAAAAAUCAGAAAAUGGCGAAUUUAAAGCUGUGAUAUUGGAUUUUGUGUUGCCUUCUUCGUGUUAUGCGACAAUGGCUUUAAGGGAAAUUCUCAAAUCCGAGCUUGAAGUUAAAGAUGUGCUUGAAGAUGUUGAACCGGAGUGCAAAAAAAUCAAAAAAAUAGCUGAAAUUGAAUAAAAUUGACUUUAAUUUACGAUUUUUUGAAGACAAUUACUUACGGAUGUUCUCUCGAGAGACAAUAAAAAACCUUAACUUUGGUAUUUUUUCAAUUAAAACCUUUUUUAAAUACAAUUGAAGCGAAAUAUUUUGUGUGAAGCCAUCCAUG